CGGGAGAGGCCGUGCGUCGCGGGGGCGGGGCUGCGCAGGCGUGCAGGGCCUCCCGGCUCCGGAGCAUAAACAAGAGCGGGGACGGGAUGAGGCGGCGGUUGAUCCCGGGACGGCGAGCGGCGGUGGCUGAGGCGCCAAUCGGGGCCCGGCACCGAUCCUGAGCGCAGCCCGACCCGUCUUCGCACGCGCGUGCACCCGGCCGGCCCGACCCGCCCGCCCGCCGCGCGCCCAGCCAUGAACCUGGCGAGCCAGAGCGGGGAGGCCGGCGCCGGCCAGCUGCUCUUCGCCAACUUCAACCAGGACAACACACCAGUGAAAAGGGCACCAAGAGCAGCUGGUCCCCGUCGUCCCCGUGUUUACUGGUCCCUAGCUGUUGGUAGUAAGUCCGGUUAUAAAUUUUUCUCCCUUUCUUCUGUGGAUAAGCUGGAACAGAUCUAUGAAUGCACUGAUACUGAAGAUGUGUGCAUCGUAGAAAGAUUGUUCUCAAGCAGCUUAGUGGCCAUCGUGAGCCUGAAAGCCCCAAGAAAGCUAAAGGUUUGCCACUUUAAGAAGGGAACCGAGAUCUGCAACUACAGCUACUCUAACACAAUACUGGCUGUGAAGCUCAACAGGCAGAGGCUGAUAGUAUGCCUGGAAGAGUCUCUGUACAUACACAACAUCCGGGACAUGAAGGUACUGCAUACGAUCAGAGAAACGCCUCCAAACCCUGCAGGCUUGUGUGCACUGUCAAUAAACAAUGACAAUUGUUACUUGGCAUACCCAGGGAGCGCAACCAUCGGAGAGGUGCAGGUCUUCGAUACAAUUAAUUUGAGAGCUGCAAACAUGAUCCCGGCCCAUGACAGUCCUUUAGCAGCAUUGGCUUUUGAUGCCAGUGGAACCAAACUUGCCACUGCUUCUGAGAAGGGGACCGUGAUUAGGGUAUUUUCCAUUCCAGAGGGACAGAAACUCUUUGAGUUCCGGAGAGGCGUUAAGAGGUGUGUGAGCAUCUGCUCGCUGGCCUUCAGCAUGGACGGCAUGUUCCUCUCUGCAUCCAGCAACACUGAGACUGUGCACAUCUUCAAACUUGAGACUGUGAAAGAAAAACCCCUGGAGGAACCCACCACCUGGACCGGGUACUUCGGGAAGAUGCUCAUGGCAUCCACCAGCUACCUGCCUUCUCAAGUGACAGAAAUGUUCAACCAGGGUAGAGCCUUUGCCACAGUCCGCCUGCCCUUCUGUGGCCACAAAAACAUCUGUGCACUGGCCACAAUUCAAAAGAUUCCCCGGCUGCUGGUGGGGGCCGCUGACGGGUACCUGUACAUGUACAAUCUGGACCCCCAGGAGGGGGGUGAGUGUGCCCUCAUGAAGCAGCACCGGUUGGACGGCAGUAUGGAGACGGCCAGUGAAAUCUUAGACUCUGCCUCUCACGACUGCCCCUUAGUAACUCAGACAUACAGCACAGCUGUAGCAAAAGGUACUUACGUGCCUUCGUCUCCGACAAGACUUGGUAAGGGGCAUGACACAAACCUCGAAGCCUACACGGAUGACCUGGGUGCCGUGGGCGGCGCUUGUCUGGAGGAUGAGGCCAGCGCCCUGCGCCUGGACGAGGACAGCGAGCACCCUCCCAUGAUCCUUCGGACUGACUGAACCUGACCUGUGACCUCUGACCCUGGAAGCAGAGAACACUGGCUUGACAGAGGACUUUGUGCAUUGCUGCUACGAACUUUGACCUGAAUUGGGGAGAGGAUGGCAGAGACUUUAAAAAAAAGAUUGUAGUGGUAGUCUAACUCCUCCAUUCUGUUGAGAAAAUACAUCGUUUUCACUUCAGUGGCUUUUAAUCCUGCUUAUGAAUUUUAGAUUUUUGUUUGUUCUCUCUUUUUGCCAAAAUUUAACUGUUUGGUGAAGCCCUCAAAAUCUCCUUGCUUUGCAUGCAUGAAUGUGCCAAGCCAGCAUAGGAGAGCUAGAAGCCACUUCAUAACAAACUGCAAUUGUUUGGUUUUUGUUACCUGUACAUAGUGACCGUGUGUGUAAGGAAACCGUGGCAUGGUGCAGAGUGGUUCUGGUUGUCAAGGCUGGUUCUGCAGUGACAGGUCCAAGGGCUGCCCGCUUGGGGCUCACCGGUGUGCUGGGCAGACAUCGGCCUCAGACAAUGGUCCUCUUUCCCCAGAGCCCCACUGGACCAUUUUCCUCCGUUUUAUUUUGUUAACUAAAUUCUUUCCAAAUUGGAUUAUUCUGGGAUUUCUUCCAUGGUGGAGUUUUGUUUAUGAUCUUGUUUUCCAUAUGGAUAUUGGAAGAGAGAGAGGUUGUUUCUGAUAUUAAAAACCUUUCAUUCUGACAGCAGGUGAACUUGAAAGAUUACUUGGACUCCUUGAAGCAAAGGAAAGUGAUUCAUUUGUAUAAUUAAAUUAUCUGUUCUUCUACUUUACUCUUCUUGUGGAAUAACUGUGUGAUUUUUUUUUUUUAAUUGUUGUUUAAGAGGAAAGUUUGUAGCUACUCUUAUGCCCAAGAAAGCACAGAAUACAAAUGUGAAGGGUAUCUGAAUCGUCCUCCCCCUGAGCUCCACUGUCUGUCGGAGGCUCUUCUUCCCUGUGUCGGGAAUGGUAGCCAUAGCUAGCAGCACGGGAGAGAAGGCGGCUCUGGACACCUACUGGGCCAGGGGACAUGUGCCUUUUCUAUUUUAAUCUUAGCAAAUUUGUUCAGCAAAGUGAUGAGAGAUUGUGGUUGCAAGUUUCAGUAUUUGCCUAGCUUCCCUUUUCAUUUUUACAGAAUUAAAACAACCUCAAAUACCUCAAACUCUGCAUUCCAAACCAAGACGUAUAGCAGUUAAAGUUUUGAGGGCAUUUGAGUGGAGUUAAUGGCGUGAAAGAUCAUUUUACAGUCUUUGGAGUAGUCUUUGGAGUGGUGAAAGUUAAGGAUAGAAGUAAAAGGGCAGAAAUACUGUCUUGGCCCUGCCUUUUCAGGUUCUCGGGUUUUGAACAGAGGAGGACGAGGGACGCCUGCUUUCAGGCCGUAGCAGUUGAGUAGCUUCCAUGGGGAGUUGUCAGCUUGACUUUUCAUGGCUGUGACGCUCCUGAUGUUCCUGGGCUGGUCUAGUGGCUUUACAGUAGGCUCUGAACGCUGGGGUGCGUGGGUCCUCAGGCGUCCCUGGAGGAGCUGGCAUAUAGGCAGAGAGUGCAUUCGCCAGGCAGACGUGAACGGUGGGGCUGGUGAACUUAAAAGCUCUCGUAUGUCUGUCGUGGCUCCUCUGCGAGUGGAAUGCCAGUGACAUAGUCUGAUGCAGUGGCCACACCUGCCAGGCUGCUCCUUUGCAAGGAGUAAGGGGCCGUGGCAGGACACAGCCUUGACUGCACCAGACACAGGCUGGUGGCACGGGACCCAGAGGGUCCUCUCUGUCUUUAGAAGGUGGCCGUGGAUGCCAUCUCUGAGGAGGCUUGUUUAGCCAGAGUGAGUGUUAAUGGGAAAAAAAUUGUCAAAAGUGUACACGAUUGACUUGGAACCCCGAGCUGGGGCUUCCUGACAACCAAAGAGGAGGGCUGCACUUCAAGUUCUGUGUUAAAAUGUUAUUAGUUUUGGUGCCUUUCUUGUUGACUUUUACACUUGUGGUUUGGGGACUCAAAUCUACUUUGCCAGGUUUCUUUUGUCUUUCUUUGGGAUUGGCAGUUCUAGAAGAUGUUGGGAAUUUAAUUCCUUCAUUCUGCCUUGGUUUCCUGCACUUUGAGAUAAGGCAGUUAGGGAGGGUGGCCUCUGGCACCCUGUGCCUGCCUGUUCGGCCCUGCCCUUCCCCUUGGUGGCCCCAGCACAGCUGGUCAAAUCCUUUCCUGCCAAGACUACAGAAAGCCUUUUUGCCCAGGUCAGGCCUAACCUGUGGGCCCAGACAGGGAGUUCUAAGGGUUCUUGGUUGAGGAAAACAAAAAGAAUUUAUGUGUGUUUGCUAACCAUCGUGUGAGGAUUUUUCUUUUGCCUAUUUCAUUGCCACAAGCACUUCCUCUGUGCUUGAACCAGGCGGAGAAUAGCUGCAGACCUCGGGCAUGAGGGAUUGACAGGGAGACAGGAGAGAAAAGCCGUGAGGGUGUCACUAGGACUCUUACUGCCGUGCCAGGAGCCGAGACAAGAAGGGACUCUGAACCAAACAACACGUGUACUGGUUUGCUAAACUCCAAACUAUACACCAAUAUUGAUUUUUUUUAAUUAUAUAUUUUUCCAAACUUCAAGAAAGGUCAUGGGGGUGGAAGAUAGGAAACAAAACCUGGAAAUUUAUCGAAUGGGCUCUGGAUCGGGACCAAACCUUUUUGUAGUUUCUAAAACAAUGAAACCAAGAGCUGGAUUGAAGCUGGAGUGAAAAAGAACUGAAUUCAGCAGGGUGUGGUGACCUGCAUGUGUCAUCCCAGCCGUGGAAGGGGCUGUGGAGGAGCCUCCCUUCUCCCUGGAGGAGUUCAAGACCAGCCUGGGCAAUGUGGCAAGACCCCAUCUCUUAAAAAAAAACCCUGAAUUCAGUCCCUGUUUCUGCCACUGACUAGCGGUGAGCAGCGGUUACCUGGGGGCCGAGGUUCUCUGGACUGUUGAGUGGGAAUUGUCCCCCACCUCACAGGGUUGUUGUGAGGUUAUAAUGUGAGCGACUGUCCUGCAGCACCCGGCUCAGGGCCUGGCCGGUGGUGGGCACCCAAUAAAUGCUAAAACAGAAACUGG
Molecule: messenger RNA, 4665 nt
Organism: Microcebus murinus (gray mouse lemur)
Lineage: Eukaryota; Metazoa; Chordata; Mammalia; Primates; Cheirogaleidae
Gene: WIPI2
Product: WD repeat domain, phosphoinositide interacting 2
Molecular function (GO): protein binding
Source: RefSeq, a predicted model, not a curated record